This is a messenger RNA of Dentiscutata erythropus, 185 nucleotides long. Lineage: Eukaryota; Fungi; Glomeromycota; Glomeromycetes; Diversisporales; Gigasporaceae. The record is from the annotation of a GenBank genome assembly.
GCCAAGGCUCAUCUAGGUCUGACUUUGCAAUAGUUAUGAAUAACCAGGAUGGUCUGCAAUUUGCAUUUUUAUUAGUAGAAUUCAAAAAUAAUGGUUAUGAAGUAUAUAAAGAUAAUAUUGUUGUGGUUACAAAGGCAGCUCAUGUAUUUAACAAAAUUUUGAGUUACAAUUCAACAGAAAAAAAG